Messenger RNA from Fusarium venenatum, 1539 nucleotides. RefSeq names its product cytochrome P450 monooxygenase. Lineage: Eukaryota; Fungi; Ascomycota; Sordariomycetes; Hypocreales; Nectriaceae. Gene Ontology annotation, molecular function: monooxygenase activity; oxidoreductase activity, acting on paired donors, with incorporation or reduction of molecular oxygen; heme binding. The record is from RefSeq and is a predicted model, not a curated record.
AUGGCUGUAAUGAGUAUCAUCGACCGCAUGCCGGAGGUCCGAAUCGACAUGCUGGCAUAUGUUUCUUUGUUUGUCAUCUUGACACUGGCAAUACGAAGCUACUUGGUCCCAAAACCAAGUGCGCCUUUGCUCAACCCGAGACGCUUCUACGAGUUUUCAGAUGAUGGUCCAGUGUCUAGAAUCCUGACCACCACACGCCAAACCAUCGAAGAAUGGUUUUCCAAGCACCCAGCAACACCUAUGCGCCUGAUAUGCGAUUUGGGCGAGAUUACCAUUUUACCUCCGUCAAUGGCCGAUAGUAUCAAGAAGGAUUCACGUCUCAGUUUUAUCAAAGCAUCAAACGAUUCGGCCUUUCAUAUUUCGAUUCCCGGUUUUGAGCCGUUCCGUGAGGGUGGAAUGCAUGAGGCAGCACUGGUAAAAAACGUUGUUCACGGGUAUUUGAAGAAAGAAUUGAACCGUAUUACUCUACCGCUGGCUCAAGAAACAUAUAUGGCUAUCGAAGACUACAUUGGUAGUAGUAAAGACUGGCAUAAAGUUCCUCUAAGAGACACAAUGCUACCUUUAAUCACGAGGAUAUCAAGCCGUGUAUUAUUGGGUGAGGAUCUGUGUCGAAACGAAGAGUGGAUACGAAUUGCUUCAGAGUAUUCUGUCACUAGUACUGACAUGGCAGCUCGCCUACGCAGAUGGCCUCAGUAUUUACGCUACACAGUUUCUCUCUUCUCUCGCCAAUGCCGAGUGCUGAGAAAGCAGGUCAGUGACUCUCAUGCUUUCAUCGAUCCCAUUCUUGAGCGACGUCGAUUAGAGGAGAAAGGUACUGUAUACAAUGACUCUUUGGAAUGGUUUGAGAAAACCGCGAAAGCUCCGUACGACCCAGCAGACACGCAGUUGUUUCUUACUGCUGUAUCGAUCCAUACUACGGUUGAUCUCCUAUGUCAAGCUAUAACAGACAUUUGCGCUCAUCCUGAAAUCAUCGGUCCACUGCAAGAUGAGAUCAGAGAGGUUAUCAAGGAGGAGGGAUGGAAUACGAAAGCGUUGUACAAGAUGAAACUCCUUGAUAGCGCGCUUAAGGAAACUCAACGCUUGAAACCUGUUCAAAUUGCUUCGAUGGUGCGGGAAGCGCUCGAGGACAUUACACUUGAAGAUGGCACAUUUAUUCCCAAAGGCCAUCAACUUGCAGUCUCGUGCCACAACAUGCGCGAUGAGAAAAUAUACCCCAAUGCGGACGAAUGGGAUGGCUACCGCUUCUUUCGUGAAAGAGAACAAGCAGACGCCGCCAGGGAGGAUAAGAUCCAACUAUCUUCGACUAGUGCCGAGCACAUGGGCUUUGGUUACGGAGAACACGCCUGCCCUGGUCGCUUUUUUGCAGCCAAGGAAGUCAAGAUUGUCAUGAUGUAUCUUUUACUCAACUACGAGUGGCGAAUUCCCCAAGGUACAAAGUCGGAGCCAGUCAAGUGCUGUACGAUAUGGGUUACGGAUCCAACUUUUGCACUCGAGGCGCGCAAAAAGGGAGAUGACCCUGCUCUGCACCUGGCUUAUUAG